UUAAAUAGAUUCAAAAUGGCUUCCAGUAAACUCAGAGCGCUUCUCAGACCCGACAUCUUAUCACGUGUCAAGACAAAGAUGAACUUCGUGCGAGCUAUGAGCAGCGAAACAUUGCCCUGGUGGUAUGCGAACGCUCACCCGGAAAGAGAUCUCCCUCCCACCAUAUACGGAGGUCAGCACGUAGUAACAGCUGUACCAGGCGACGGAAUAGGACCAGAAAUGCUGGAGCAUGUCAAGACCAUUUUCAAGCACCUCCAAGUCCCGGUGACGUUCGAGGAAGUGCACGUGGGCCAUGAGAUAGAGACAGCAGACCUGGACAUGGUGCUGGAAUCAAUUAAGAGGAACAGAGUGGCACUGAAGGGUAACUUAGAGACACACAAAUUCAGAGAGGGCUACUUCUCCAAGAACCACUACAUCAGAGAGAGGCUGGAUCUGUUUGCAAGUGUGACCAGAUGUCACUCCAUACAGGGAGUGCCCACAAGACACAAGAAUGUGGACAUUGUUGUGAUCCGUGAGAACACGGAAGGAGAGUACUCUAUGUUGGAGCACCAGAACGUCCCGGGAGUGGUUGAGAGUCUGAAAGUGAUCACGAGGAACAAGUGCACCCGCAUCGCCAAGUACGCAUUCGACUACGCCAAGUCCCAUGGCAGACACCGCAUCACCGCCAUACACAAGGCAAACAUCAUGAAGCAAGCUGACGGCCUGUUCCUUGAGUGCUGCCGAGAAGUGUCCAAAUCAUAUCCGGAAAUAGAGUUCGACGCUAUGAUAGUGGACAACACAGCCAUGCAGCUGGUAUCCCGCCCGGACCAAUUCGAUGUCAUGCUCACGCCCAAUCUAUACGGAAACGUGAUCGUAGCCAUGUUGUGUGGUCUAACUGGCGGACCUGGACUGACUCCCAGCUACAAUCUAGGUCACUACUACAAGAUGUUCGAGACUGCCACCAGGAACAGUGGAAAGAGCCUGGCAGGACAGAAUGUGGCUAACCCAGUAGCCUAUUUGAGAGCAGCUGCAGAAAUGCUGAAGCAUCUGCAAUUGCCGCAUCAUUCUACAUUGAUCAACAAAGCUAUCUUCAAAGUUGUAGCCGAUGGCAAAAUCCGAACAGCUGACAUUGGAGGCCAAAACACGACAAACGAAGUAGUUGAUGCAAUUUUAUCGGAGCUACCCCCGAAUCCUGCGAAGAUGGCGGCCAGAGCUUAAUUUAAACACAGCAAAAUAACCUCAAAUUUUAUCGAUAGUCAUUAAACUCGUGGUCGAUUGAACACACAGAAAGAACUUUAAACUGCAAUUAGAUGAAUAAUGUUUAUAUUCUGUGAAUUUACUAAUAUUUACAUUCAGUGGGCAACAGUCUCAGUCGGAAAAAAUAGUUUUUUUU
Molecule: messenger RNA, 1372 nt
Organism: Symsagittifera roscoffensis
Lineage: Eukaryota; Metazoa; Xenacoelomorpha; Acoela; Convolutidae
Product: isocitrate dehydrogenase [NAD] subunit gamma, mitochondrial-like
Exons: 11
Coding region: 16-1197 (393 amino acids)
Biological process (GO): isocitrate metabolic process; tricarboxylic acid cycle
Cellular component (GO): mitochondrion
Source: RefSeq, a predicted model, not a curated record